ACAGAGCUAUAUAUCAGUCCCUGUCUAUCUGACUAUUCGAUGUGUGGCUAUCUGGCAAUUUAAAACUUCUGUGAUUCUGUGGGUCGGCAACUGUGGGCAGACAAAAGAAAGCAGGGAAGCAGGACUGAGGUGUGUGGCUCUGUCUAGCAUUGCUUGAAAUUAUCAAGUAGUUUUUAGAAUGCAGAAUAGGAUGGAGUCGCAAGCAUCGUUGUUGUUGUCUCAUUUAUUCUUAGCAGCAUUUUUGCUUAUCAGCAUGUGCUGGGUACCACUUUGCUAUGGUUGGGGCCACGAUGGCCACACAAUGACAUGUGCUAUUGCGGAGAAACGACUGAGUGAACCAGCUUUGGCAAAGGUGAAUGAGCUCCUUUUCAGUCCCUAUGCACGCAAGGAUGGACAGCGCCAUCUCGCAAGUCUUUGCAGCUGGGCUGACGAUGUAGUACGAACUUCGAAGUACCAUUGGUCUGCACCGCUUCAUUACGUCGACACACCUGAUCUCUACUGUGGGUACGAUCAUCAUAGGGACUGCCACAACACUCAGGGUCAAGCGGAGAUGUGUGUUGUGGGCGGCAUCUUGAACUAUUCUGCUCAGCUGGCACCACGAAGAAGAGAGCAUGGCAACAGUGGCAGCGGGCAGCUCUCACCUCAUCUUAUCCUUGCUUACCCUUCUUCUUCCUACCACCGGUCCUUGGUUGGCCGCAUGCCCAACGACCAAAGGGUAGUCCUUGAUAUACAGGCAGCCAAGAAAAAUCUCACAGAAGCCUUGCUUUUUCUCAGCCACUUCCUGGGGGACAUCCAUGAGCCACUCCACGUGGGGUUCACUAGCGACAGAGGCGGAAACGAGAUUCAUGUCCGCUGGUACUCCGAAGAACUCAACCUGCAUAAAGUUUGGGAUUUUGGGAUAAUUCAGCAUGCAAUAGAGAUGUUUUACGGUGACGUCACCAACUACACCGAUUAUCUUAUUGGGAAAAUCAAUGGAGAGUGGAAGGAGAAUGCUGAUCAAUGGUCUCAAUGCGAUUGCUCUGCAGAUUAUCCAGGUGCGUGCCCUGAUGUAUAUGCGAAAGAGGGUAUUGCACUUGCAUGCAAAUAUGCAUAUGCUGACGUAGCAGAUGGUGACACUUUGGAUGAUGAAUACUUCAACUCGCGACUGCCUGUAGUUGAGAUGCAAGUGGCAAAGGCGGGUAUGUCUGCCGCCUCUGACGCAGGUGCAGGGAACGUGGAAGUGGUAGUUAAGGCUGAAAAACAGCCUUCAGCCUCAACUCCUCCUCCCCCUCCCUUGACUCCUGCGCAGCGACGCAAGAGAGAGAUUCAGGAAAAACUACGAGAGCAACAGGCGCUGCUCGCAGAAGCAGAGAGGCAAGAGGCUGCAGAGCUGGAAGCUGCAACAUAUGCUUCCAGAAAAGAGCACCUGCUGCAGCAGGCUCAGAAGACUUUUGUGGAUGCUAGAGUGGCCCAGUGUACCAGGGACCUGGCUGAGCUGGUAUUGUUACAAGAAAAGCUUACAACCAGCCAUUUCACAAACUGGGACGAAAGGAUCCAGAGGCUGGAGACCAGAGUGUCUGAUCUGGGAACUCAGCAGUCUAAGAUCAUGACCAUCCAGAAUCUGACUGCUCAGUUAACAGCAGCCAACCUGAUCUCUCCUUUGGUCCCUGUGGGCCCCUCUCCUAAACCCCCAAAGCCUUCUCAGCCUUCCUCUUCACCUCCUUCCUCUCCUCACUCUUCUCGUAAGUCCUCUCCCUCUGUCUCCUCCCAGGCCAAAGCCACACCUCCUCCCACCUUUGUUGUUGUUGUUGCUGGGGACCACAGAGGUCCCAAGAUUCCUGCACCCAACAAAUUCAAGGGGGAUGACCCCAAGAUUGAUGUGGGGGACUGGACCGCUGGAACCCGGGCCUAUCUGAAGGGGUUCCAGUGUCCGGAGCAGCAAAAGGUGGCCACCGUUGUUGCAGCAGUUGUCCAGCAGCUGCAGGCUGCGCUGGGGGCCUUUCAAAAGGCCGGGUCUCCGAUACCAACUGUUAUGAACUUGGUUGUUUGACAAUUCGAUUGCCACUCACACUCAGACWCACUCACACACRCCCAUACAUGCAUGAGAGAAAGGGGAGGAAGAGACAGAGUCCACCUGCACAYAGACCAGRGAUAAACARCGGAAUAGCAACCAUGCACAGAUGGGGAGAAUACACACAGUGUUCUCUCUCUCUGAUAAACUCCCAACAACCAA
This is a messenger RNA of Chara braunii, 2212 nucleotides long. NCBI's taxonomy places the organism in Eukaryota, Viridiplantae, Streptophyta, Charophyceae, Charales, Characeae. The record is from the annotation of a GenBank genome assembly.